CAAGGCCUGGCGAGUGCUCGAAGCAACAGCGUUCUGCCGGAACAUUGACGGGGAAUGGGUUGCUGGCGAGGAAACAAUAACUGAUUGCGUAGGCUGUCGUAUUUCUAAGGCUACGCGUUGAUUGAUCACGGGGAAGCUCCGCAGUCUCGACCGCCCGACCGACGCGCAGGACAGCCUUCGCAGCUCUCAGCCAGGAGAGCGCCCUUGAGACGGCGAGAGUGUUCUUCGAUUCAUCCAGGGACACGGCGGAUUCGUCGUAUGGAGUUUGAAUCUGCUCUGUCCCGUCGGGUCGCAAUGGAGGCGGCCCUGGUCGCCCUUUAGAUCGGGAGAUGGCUACGACGAGCAUAACCGCGGAGUAUUCGACUCCCAACCCGAGCUUUAAUUGGUUUUUUCUGCUCGAGCUCAGCGUGUCGGGCAUCCUAGUGCUGUUCUUUCUCCUCUACUUUAACCGUCUCUUCGCUACUCUGAUCUCGUAUGGGAUUCGGGCGUAUACAUGGCAUUACUACCGCGCGUACGUCGACAUCAAGGCGCUGAAUAUCUCGCUGCUCGGAGGGCGGAUCUUCUUCAAAGACAUCCGAUACCACGGGGUGAACGAAACGAUUUUUGUGCAUGGGGGAUUUAUAACGUGGCAGUACUGGGCACGCGCGGUCCAGAGGUCGGAUCUUUCCAAGCUCAAUGAGAAACCGUCGGGGCCAUCGAAUAGCGCGCGAAAUGCUGGCAGGGAGGGAGAUCCGCCAAGCGUUGUCGACGGCGAGAAGAACAGUGGUCUUGGGGAGCAGGGAGGAGUCAAGAAAUCGGACAAGCUUCCUUGCCGCAUCACUGUUACGUUCUUUGGCCUGGAAUGGUUUGUGUACAACAGGACCCCGGCUUAUGAUAGUAUUCUUGCCGGGUUUGGUGUCAAAGAUGACCAAGCUGCUUCGGAAGAUGAGGAUCAUGAUCCUCCUUCAGCGGAUUCCAGCAAGCCACCGAAGCGCAGUUCGAAAGACCAGCCGGUGUCUCAUGAUGGCGCAGCAGCGGGGAGCGACGGAAACUGUCCGGACUCUCAACCUUCUACGGAUCCCGACCUUGAGAUCAAAGGUCCUCUUUUAACUAUUCUUCGGCUCCUUCCUAUUGGGCUGGUUUGUACCAAGGGUGCCCUUGUUAUCGGGAAUGAGUACACGAGAUCGGUUGUGACAACCACGUUUUCAAGUGCUACGGGGAGCAUCGAUGCCAGCAAUGCAGGGCCAUAUGACCUCUAUCGCCAAAUAUUCUCCUUUGACUUGAACAACCUUGUUGUGCAAUUGCGGCCGAAUCCUGACUAUAAACAGAGCCAGCUCACAGCUGCACACGGCUUGACCUCGCCGCAUGAAGACAAACUCGGGGCGAGACGGACGAGAGACCACUUCUUCAACUACCAGUUGAAAAAGCGGAAAGUCUGGCACAGUGUUCGCGACCUGAUCCCGUAUUUCCAGAAGUCAGUAGAGUCGUUCUAUGUGUUUGAUCAUGGCGAAACCUCGAAUGCCGACGCUCCCAAAAAUCCGGCUGGGACUCCAGGUGAUGUUCGUUGGGUCGGCCUCUCUCGCUAUCUGGACAAUGAGAGUCAAAAUGAUCAUGAGGGGUGGAACGCCGUGGAGUAUGCCAGGUUCUCGACGAUCCUAGAAAGCCAGAGAGUGGCCGUCAGGUACUUCUGGGAUAUCCCUGGGUCAGUGCCACUUCAACAUGCUCCCUUGGCUUCUUCCACGAGAAUGAAGUCGCGAGAUAUUAACGGAGCCCCCCCCCCUGAGUGGGGUGUGGAUCUCAGGAUAGAAGGCGGCUCUAUCACUUACGGGCCUUGGGCAGACAGGGAGAGAGGAGGACUGCAGAAUGUCUUCUUUCCCAACUUCUACCGAAGUGCUUCAGCAGCCGUACCGUUGACCCCGGGGAGUAGUAGACAAAAUACCGUCUUCAAAUUGACCAUCGAGCUCAGCGAGGAAACUACUUUGCGUAUACCGACCCGAGAGCCAUCCAAAGACUGGCAAUGGAAGGGUCGAGCCGAGGCGAUUGGAGGAUCCUCCAAAACGAAGAAUCAACAGCAAAGACGGGCUCGAAAUAAAGAAGGCGAGAAGAGCCAGGUUGGCCCAGAUAUCCGUCCCUUUGGCUGGCUGUUUCUCCGUGUUGCGCCUGAUUCUACUAUCACCUACACCAUGGACAUGAUAGCUUCAAGUUCAGGAUAUACAAAUCAACUUGCCUUGGACCUUCGCGACUCAAGGCUCUCGUCCAGCAUCAACCACGGUCCUUUGUGGCAGUGCCCGAGACAAUUGAUGACUUGUGAUCUUUCCAAUCCUUUGGGCUGGAAUGAUCUUCGCACAUGGAAGUUCGACAUCGAGAGUGAACAGAUGGAGUUGUUUCUCUUACGCGACCACAUAUUUCUCAUCACAGACCUAGUGAGCGACUGGGCGUCUGGUCCGCCUACAGAUUAUUAUACUUUUGUACCAUUCGUGUAUAACUUGAAUCUUUCCUUUACAGACCUCCGACUUGUCAUGAACGUGAACGAUAUGAACAUCAUCAGCAACCCUUCUGAUGUCAAUGACAACAGCUGGCUAGUCAUCAAGGGCAAGACCCUAAAAUCGGACGUUCUUAUACCUAUUGACAAAUAUAAACCGGAGCAAAAUGCAGUUACUUUCAAAGUCGACCUUUUGGAUGGCGGCAUAGACACCACGACGCCAUCGUGGGAUACUUUGCAUACCUUCUUACAAGACAAAUCAACAGCCCUUCUCGAUAGUCUGUCUAUCGACGGUAUCUACAACUAUUACCUUUCCACGUCCGCCGAACUCGUCGACACUUUGAUCCUUGAUAUCGCGGGCUCUUCUCCCAGACUUUACCUGUAUGGGUUUUUGAUCCGGAACUUCAUGACCAUUAGAGCGAAUUAUUUUGGCGAUGAAAUGCAUUUCAGGACACUGGAGGAAUUCCAGGAACGUGCAUAUUCUCCGAAUCAAUCCAACACACAUCACGGCCUGAAUCCCAACCGAAAGUCAAACGAUCUCGAUGUGAUCCUUCAUGUCACCGCCGACAAGGUUUGUGCUCUUCUUCCAGGGAAUAUAUACGACCGUUUGAAGAUGAUUCGACUCGAUGCACCUUCGUUAGAGAUUGAUUUGCGAUUUACGAAUUACUAUAUGGACUUGCAAUUUUCACUCGGCCCCGUGAGAGCAGCUUUGGAGUCCCGACAAGUUGAUGGCUCAACCGUCCUGUCUGCCACCCAGCUGUUUAUCGAUAGCUGCUCUAUCCAUGGCCAUCGUCUCUUUGGUUUGCCCCCUGCUGAGCCUACUUACGUUUGCAACUGGGAUUUUGGAAUAGGCCGCAUUAUAGGCGAGUGCUCGGCUGAAUUUCUGAGCUGUCUGACCGCGGGUCUUAAAGCCUUUGAUUUCACUUUAGAUAACUUCGAGAACGCUUUGCCACCGGUUAUACCCAUCGUCUUACAUGAUGUCACGUUUCUACGAGCCACACUGAAAUCAGUGCAUGUCUCUGUACUCAUGAAUGAGGCGGCUCUUCUUGUGAGCUCUGGUCCAGUGAGCACAAAAUUCAACGACUGGGCAGAUCAGAUGUUCUCCAAACGGCUCUGUGUUCUUAUUCCCGACGUGACGAUUGCCGCUGUGGCUCGUCAAGAUUUGGAUGAUUCAAAAUCAUCUCACGGGGCAGUGAAUCCUUUAGGAUUGAUUCAGCUUGCAGUGAAAUUGCGACUGGCCAAACGUACCUGGAAUAUUACGGAGGAUAGGAGACUUCAGCAAGAGCACAUCAAGAUUCAUGAUGAGCCUACCCAUCGGACCCCCUGGCUCCUGCUUGAUGGCAUAGAUGACGACCAGAUACCAUUUAUGGAAGGGAAGUUCGAUCCCCCUACCAUUCCUAUACCAUCCCUGCCAGCACCUAUAUCGACACGAUCCAGAUUUGUCGAUCGACUAUCUGGCAGGCAGUUUUCCGAAACAAUGACCAAGGGAAGCAAUAGGAGUUUCAUCGAUGCCUCAAGUAUGAGGAGCAGUAAGAAACGAAGAAUCCAUAGCGCCAAUUCGGCCUCAAGAGAGUAUGUCCGAACUCUUUCGGUACCGGGAUUGUCUACCUCCGGUGACUUCUUGACUCCAGCAAAAUCGCGUUUCGAAAGUGGAAUCGAAGAUCCGAGGAUCUAUGUGCGCGAUCAAUCCACACCCUAUGUAUCUUCGAGGGCAAAGACAAGCGAUGCCAACCCCUGGGCCAUUCCGGAAUUUUCUCUUCACAGAUUAACAUUGGAUACAACCCAGCUUCCAUCAGAGGAAGUGGCUCCUCACGAUAAACGAAACAUUGAGACAAUUGACUCCCGGUGGAAUCUGCUUUCCUCGCCCUUUGAAGAGGGGAACACCACGCAUACCAAUGUCUUCCUUGAGUUGCCUGAGGGAAUAAGAGGGUAUUGCGCACCUGAGUUUCUCCAUAUCAUCUCGGACUUUAUCCAGGAAUUCCAACCAAGUCACCCAAUUGAGGUUAUCGAUUCUCUCCAGACAGACGUCGUGGGAGAUAUUGUAGCAUAUGAGAAGUCCCUUAACAAGCCCAAGACAACCACGAGUCUUGCUAUCCGCGUCCCCUCGAUCCUCGUCCGACUAGCUAAUAAGACACAUACACAAGACAGUGAGAGUCAGACAAUAAGUUUCCUUGACGAAUACAUCAUCAGCCUAUCCAAUCUUCGAUCCGAGUUUCGAACAAGGACUGAACGUCAAAAGGGCGACUUAUUGAAAGGGGUCAAGAAAAGUCAUACGGUGCACGCAGCAAUGGAUGCCCUCAAAGUGGCUAUCAAUGGUGGCAAUGUGGAUGGUUCUCAUGGCAAGGCUGAGUUUGAAUGUCGACUCGGAGACACAAAUUUCUGGCUCAUGAGCACCCCUGCGGUGCGAGCCCAUCUCCAGAUGCGAGCUUUUGAUACGGUCACAUCGCCAAAAUCAGUUGCGCACCUCGCGUCUCUCGUUCGUCGUACUACCACCAUGUCUGACUCUGCUGCUUCUGCGUUUCAGCAGAGCUCCUCACUCGGUACUAAGAGGCUACGGUCACUUAUCUAUGGCCUUACACAGUCUGCUGCCUCCAUUUCGGAUCCAUCGUUCCUCACACGCAUAUCCAACGUGCUGAGAAUUGCACCAUCCCAUAUACGACAGCAUGAUUCCUGGAAGAUCAUCUCUCGUCUUCGUAAUACAUACAACAACCUUCCUUCUGACCAACAGCGGACCCUGGCUACCAGAUCUCCGGGUGAGGAAUAUUCACUGCCGGAUAAUGCCAGAUCGAUUGUCCUUUCCAACUUUGACCAAUGGCGAGCCUGGGAUCUGGCUCAUGUUGAAAGAAGUUAUGUCAUGCGGCGAGUAUGGUCUCCUGUCGACAGUGUUCAAGAAAGUACUGCCCCGCCUAUGUACAUCUCUUCUACGAUCAGAUCGUUCCGGUUCUUGAUGGAUCCAGGCCCAAAGGAGAGCGAUUUUACAUUGCAGGAUCUGUCGACCAGAGUAUCAGUCCACUCGCAAGAGACUGAUGCCACCACAGCCAAGAAAAUACCCAAACAGCUGAUAGUCGUCCAGUCAUACUGCUCUUCCACCGCGCUACGAGUGCGAUGGGAGAUACUCGACCUCGUGGAGGAGAUCAUGACAACCAUGUCUGAUAUUACCUUGGAGUCGUCGAACUCCCCACAGCAACCUGCUGUUGCUGAUAGGGAGAGCGCAAUUGAGCUUCAGGUUGUCAUGGGAGCUGACACUGGCUCGAUAGCUCUCGAUGGGGUCAAUGUGAAUCUCAAAGUGACAGGUACUGCCCUUAGAGGAUCCCUGGCUCAUAACGGACACAAUAAAGGGGGGGUUAAUCAUUCGACUCUGCUGCUUAGCGGAGAGACUGUGCUCUCUGAGGUUUCCAGUGUAUCCAAGACACUCAUGCUCUGGAGGAUUCGGGAUCCACGAACUUAUUUUUCACUUUUGGCUAAGGGAAGUGGAAACAAGUCGGCCCAUGAUGUCAAGAUCGCCGCCUCUUGCAAGAAGCUACGCUACGAAAUGAAGGAAGACCCUCUAAGUCUUGCACACACAGCAGACCGACUGAUCGAAGACGAAAUCCGGUACAUCAGUCAACUCGUGAAGGAAAUCAAGAGUUUACCAAAGCCUCCAACCGAAAAUACCUCUUCGUCUCAACAGACAACGCAAACCCGGUUUCAUCUGGCAUUAUUCUCCGAUGAUUACCGGCUCUCCUUUUGUUUGUUGCCUUCUUUAACUUAUAUUAUAACCGGUGAAGUGGCCCGCAUGUCCGUGAUGCCGCGGGAGGAUUCGAAGAUCGAAAUCGAUUUUGACGUGAAGAAAAACACUCAUACUCUCUUGUCUUCGGAGAGGAACAAGUGGAAUGUCCUAUCAAUUCUGGAGAUACCACCCAUCAAUGGUCGCAUCGUUGCCAACCUCUUGCCUGAACGAACGGAAGUUGAGGUCGACACCACCAUCGAACUUAUCAAGCUACAAGCUAGCUCGGUGCGAAGCUUACUUGGGGCACUAUCAGGCUCGGAGAUGGCCCAUCUAGUAUCUGAUCUCAAACAGAACGUAGCUGUCCUUGAAAAACACCUUGGUGAUGUCCUCGCUUUGGAGAAAACGCCGCCCAAGACAAGAAAGCCGUCAACUGGCCAUGAGUUCAUUUAUAAGGCACGGCUCACAAUGGCGGGCACGGAAAUUCAUGCCACCACCCCGGGCCUCAGCAGCAAGCAUUACUCUACGGAGAUGUGCCUGACCCUUGGUAUGAUCCAGAUGCAUCUCGACAGUGGGUUGGACCAAGGAUACCCGAUGGAACACCCUUACUUCCAGAUCGAUGUGACUCGGAUCAUCUUCGACCUCAAGAAACGAGAAAAAUCAAGCAGUCGCUCCUACGGAAGGUGUGCUAUCGACGCGAAAUUGAUAGGUUCAACGUCCGUGGGCGAAAGCGGGGAGCUCUUAAGGGCGUACCACUUGAGCAGCAAGAAGUUCGACGUUGAACUAUGUGCUGAGACGGCGACACUCAUUGUUGACAUCCUUGCCCAUCUACAGGAGCGUCUGAAGACGUUGGACCUUCAACAUGAGGCCAAACGCUUCAAGAAACUACGACAACGGGGGCAAACCGAGUCCAGGGGAAAGGCAACAGAGAUUCCUGCUAUCCAGGUGGAGGAUGGAGGAGGAGAUUCGCAGACCUUUUUCGAUGCAAUCUAUACCCUCGAUCUCAACAACGUCCAGAUCAGCUGGAACAUGUUCCAUGGUUCUACGGAGAUUCCUGGCGAGCAAGCCGAGGAUCUGGUCUUCUCCAUCAGGCAUCUUGACCUGUCGAACAAAAGGACCAACACGGCGAAGCUUCGGAUCGAAGAUAUGCAACUUCAGAUGGUUCCCCCUUCGGCAGACCGGCGGGAGCGAUCGUUGAACUCGGCUCUUAUGCCGGAACUGGUGUUCAACGUGGCGUUUUCGUCAAAGGAGAAGGAAAUGAGACUGGCUUUCCAGGCUGCGGGCAAGUCUGUCAACCUUCGGGCGACUUCAAACUUCAUUCUUCCUGCCAGCAUGUUGCGGGAUUCCAUUGCAUCGGCAUCCAACACGCUACGCGAGGCCAAUGCGAUUUGGAUGCGAACACCAUCCACUAACAACAACACGAAGCGCAACCUGUUCGGAAACAAGCGACUACGCUCUAUCCUGGUCGAUGUGGAUUUUGCUGGCGCUUCAGUCGCUCUGCUCGGCAGUUACAACGAUGAUCAUCAGAGGGUGCUGAUGGUGGCUUCCAGAAGCAGCUCUCUGCCCAAGGGAAAAUAUGGCCAGUAUGUCCAGGGAGAUGCGGCCACCACGGCCACCUUCCGGGCCCCUGGUGUUGCCUUGAAGGUCCAGUUCGAGGAUAAUGGCAAGGAUGACCCGGCUUUGAAUGCAGAGCUGAAGGUAGACGCUUCAACCAAUGUGCUGUAUCCAACGCUUGUUCCAUUGAUCAAGCAAAUGACGGCCACUGUCAAGGAGGUCAUGGGUGAACAGGAGUCGUCGCCGACGGCGACCUCGGUGUCGGUGCUGCCGGCCUCUUUGACUCCUACAAAAUUGCAACCGAAGUUCAUCGACGGAACCCCACUAGACACCAAAAACGCAGACUCCAUUCUCGGCCGCUGCAAGGUGAACGUGGGCAUUCUGAUCUGCAAGCAGGAGUUCAGUCUGAGUUGCCAGCCCAUUGCGAGAGUCGCGGCCACGGCAUCGUUCAACCGCGUGUACGUGACGAUCAAUACCGUCCAGUCCGAUGACCAUGGACGCUUCCUGGCGCUCCUGGUGGCGUUUAAAUCGCUGCAAGCCUCUGUGAAACAUGUCUAUUCCAAUGAAUCGACAGCCAGCUUCGAAGUCGAGUCGAUUAUCAUGUCUCUCAUGAACCGCCGGCAUCUCGGUAGCACCAAGGGCAUUUCGGCAAUUCUCAAGGUGAGCCCGCUGGCGGUGAUGUUGAACGCCAAGCAGGUGCAGGACCUCUUGCUUUUCCGCGAGAUCUGGGUUCCCUCGGGGGAGGAUUCGGGUGGUGCGGCUCCCGUCCCAGCGCCGUCUACGGAGACACAGGCCUACAUUGUGCAGAGGUAUCAACAGGUGGCGGCGGCGUCUGCCUUCCCCUGGGACUCUACCAUCUCGAUCGAGCAGAUGCGGGUUCAGCUGGAUCUGGGCCCCACGCUCGGCAAGUCUCAGUUCUCGAUCCAAGACCUGUGGCUGUCGUCGAAGAAGAGUUCCGAUUGGGAACAAACGAUGUGCAUCGGCUUCGACAGCAUGGGGGUGGAAAGCGAGGGCCGGAUGAGUGGGUUCGUGUCGCUGGAGCGCCUGAGGGUUUCCACUUCCAUCCAGUGGCCUGACCAGACCCCCCUGUCUGGCAAGACGCCGCUGAUCCAAGCGUCGAUUGCGUUCGACCAGCUGGGGGCCAAGGUCUCGUUUGACUACCAGCCGUUCCUUGUCUCGGACAUUGAAGGGUUCGAUUUCCUCAUGUACAAUGUACGCGACGACGCGACGGGAAGCAACCGGGAACGACUGUUCAGCAUCCUGGAGGGGGAGAAGGUGCAGGUGUUCUGCACCAGCCUGACGGCGUCGCAGGCGCUGGCGCUCUUCCAGGCCUGUCAGCGGCUGGUGCAAGAUAAACAGGCGGCGUAUGAAGCGUCGAUCCGGGAGAUUGAACGGUUCUUGCGACGCAAGUCGGCGAUGGCGGCGAGCGGGAAACUUGAGCCUAGUCGGCGCGAGACGGAGCGGCCGGAGGAGGACAGGGAGAGCGCCGAGAAGGCCCCGAUCUCACUGUACACGGGGGUGGUUGUGGCGAUCAAGACGGUCAACAUCGGGGCGUUUCCGAGCUCGUUCUUCGACCACCAGAUCCUCAAGCUGGAGGCGCUGGACGCGCAGGCACGGUUCGCGGUGUCUCUGCAGGCGGGCAAGAUCCACAGCGCGCUAGGCCUGACGCUGGGCCAGCUGCGCGUGGCUCUAUCCGGGGCCGGGCGCGCCAGCUCGACCAACCUGGACGAGCUAUCGAUCGACGAGGUGGUGCAGCGGGCAGUCGGGUCGCGCGGGGGUACGAUCCUCAAAGUCCCGCGGCUGGUGGCGCGGAUGGAGACGUGGCAGACGCCCGGGGCGCGACAUAUCGACUACAUCUUCCAGAGCACGUUCGAGGGCAAAGUGGACGUCGGGUGGAACUACUCGCGCAUCAGCUUCAUCCGGGGCAUGUGGGAGCGGCACUCGCGGGCGCUGGCGUCGCGACUAGGCAAGCCGCUGGCACCGUCGGCAGUGCGCAUCACAGGAGGGCAGCCCGGCGACGGCGACGGCGAUGGCAACAGCCACAGCAACGGCCACGGCAACGACGAGCCGGGGGAAGAAAAGAUCACGGCGGUGGUGGUGAACGUGCCGCAGUCGCGGUACACGUACACGGCACUAGAACCGCCGGUGAUCGAGACGCCACAGCUGCGCGAUAUGGGCGAGGCGACGCCGCCACUGGAGUGGAUCGGGCUGCAACGCGAGAAGCUGCCCAACCUCACGCACCAGAUCAUCAUCGUCACCUUGUUGGAGAUUGCCAAGGAGGUGGAGGAUGCCUACGAGAAGAUCUUGGGGUCGUCGUGAGGGAGUUGGUUGGGGGGGUUGAGUCUCUAUGGUGUGUCGAUGAUGCAGAGUACAGAGCAUGGCCUUGUCAGCCUGAAGUUCCCUGCAACAUGGUACUAUAGUAUAGUUAGUCUUAUGUAUACAUACUGGUUAUCGUGGUAUGGCCUCCGACUAUGUUGAGGCUGGAUUAAUAAUGUUAAGUCCUAUCUCCGAUGCAUACAGCCUCG
This is a messenger RNA of Penicilliopsis zonata CBS 506.65, 10246 nucleotides long. RefSeq lists its product as hypothetical. The coding region runs from base 330 to 10040 and encodes 3236 amino acids. Gene Ontology annotation, cellular component: membrane. Gene Ontology annotation, biological process: fermentation. NCBI's taxonomy places the organism in Eukaryota, Fungi, Ascomycota, Eurotiomycetes, Eurotiales, Aspergillaceae. The transcript has 3 exons. The record is from RefSeq and is a predicted model, not a curated record.